Molecule: messenger RNA, 1434 nt
Organism: Manis pentadactyla (Chinese pangolin)
Lineage: Eukaryota; Metazoa; Chordata; Mammalia; Pholidota; Manidae
Gene: CACNA2D4
Product: calcium voltage-gated channel auxiliary subunit alpha2delta 4
Exons: 11
Coding region: 22-843 (273 amino acids)
Cellular component (GO): voltage-gated calcium channel complex
Molecular function (GO): voltage-gated calcium channel activity
Source: RefSeq, a predicted model, not a curated record
UUUGCAGCGGUGGGCGUCCAAAUGCAUCUGGAUUUCCUGCACCGUGCCUUCUGGGCUGCGACCAGGCAGGACCUGGACUGCUUCGUCAUCGACAACAACGGGUUCGUCCUGGUCUCGGAGCGGCUGCAGGAGGUGGGAAGAUUUCUGGGGGAGGCGGAUGGUGCUCUCCUGACCCAGCUGCUCGGCAUGGGGGUGUUCAGCCAAGUGACCAUGUACGAUUACCAGGCCAUGUGCAAACCCCCGAAUCACCAUCACAGUGCCGCCUGGCCACUGGUCAACCCAAUCUCUGCCCUCCUGACUACUGCCAGGUGGCUGGCGAACGAGCUCCUGCUGCUGCUGCUGCAAUGGAGUGCCUGGGGCGCCUGGCGUGGGGACAGUGGGGCCCAGGCCAAAGCUGUGUUCCAUCACUCCCACAAGCACAAGAAACAGGAGGUCUUGCAGCCCUGCGACACAGAAUACCCAGUGUUCGUGCACCAGACGGCCAUCCAGGAGGCCAAUGGGAUCAUCGGGUGCGGAGCCUGCCAGAAGAUGUUUGUGAUGCAGCAGAUUCCCCAUAGUAACCUUCUCCUCCUGGUGACAGACUCCACCUGUGACUGCAGCGUCUUCCCGCAAGUCCUGCAGGAGGCCAUCCAGAUCAAGUAUAAUGCCUCAGUCAAGUGUGACAGGAUGCGCUCCCAGAAGGUCCGCAGGCGUCCCGAUUCCUGCCACGCAUUCCAUCCAGAGGAGAACGCCCAGGACUGCGGGGGCACCGCGCACACCUCCGCCUCGCUCCUCCCACUCCUGCUGCCGCUCUGUGCCUGGGCGCUACUGCCCAGCUGCUGCGGUGACACAUGCCCAGUCUGACCUGUGGUGGCAAGGUGACCCUUCCAGAGACAUUCUAGAGUCAGCAACUCAUGUGGGAUCCCGCUCACCACAGCUGGGUCACCACCCAGGGCAAAGGUCACCUCAGCCUUGGGCUCCUAGUCCCUGCCUCCUGAGACACUUCCCAGAGACCUGCCAGGGUACUGGCACCACCCACCCUGGGCCUAGUCUGGACAGGCACCCUCCCAUCCUUCCUACCUCCUCAUCGGGAGUCCAGCAUGAGUUCAACUUGGACCAAAAGAAUUUAGUUCCAUCUUUACUCCAGAAGUCCAGACCCAGACAAAGAACGGGUCCACUAUUUCUAAUGAACAUGUUUGGUCUUCCGUAGAAUCCAAGGGCUUAAAGGUGCUGAGGAGGAGCAGAAUGACACCAACAGCAGAAAUGAGAUGAAGGCAAGAACUUGCCCGUACCCAAAGCAUGGCUUCCUUAAAGGGUGCUCUAUGGUGGGGGCCAUUUCCUAGCUGCUGCCCAGAAAAGUUGUGUGUGAGAGAGAUUGAAAGUAAGCAGGAGAGAAGGUGGAAGUGAAUAGUAAUGGGAAAGACCCAGAAUAAGAACAUAUAUUAAAUCCUUUUA